Messenger RNA from Bombyx mori (domestic silkworm), 888 nucleotides. RefSeq lists its product as uncharacterized. The transcript has 3 exons. Lineage: Eukaryota; Metazoa; Arthropoda; Insecta; Lepidoptera; Bombycidae. The record is from RefSeq and is a predicted model, not a curated record. Bases 98 to 874 code for a protein of 258 amino acids.
AGAAGAAUUAGAUGGAAUAUUACAUUUUAAAGUCGAUCACAAUAAAGACAUAAAUAAAAUAAAUGCAAUCGAAAACGAAUUUAAGGAUAUAAUUAAGAUGAAAGGCGUAAAGUGUGCGUAUAAAAGAGACGCUUACUGGAGAACGUGGCGGACAAUAACUAAUUCAACAGGAGAAAAACAAAUUGUAUGCUAUAAAUGUCAAAACUAUUUGAAAAAAACUUGUCCUAAAUGUCAUAGCGGAGGAGUUUGGAUUAUAGAUGAAAGUUCGCCGCCUUGUCCUUUUGAAAUAUUUUCCGUUGAAGAUGAUAGUAAAAUAUGCGCACACAAUAUAUUAAAACAAAACGAUUCAACGAAGGAAUGUCCCCUAUACAUCAAGAUUACAGACGUCAGUUCUUCCUGUGAUAAUCCGAUAACAACAAAAUGGAUCGUGACUAGAGAUUACGGAAGCCUCUCGGAACAGUUUCCGGUUGUCAUCUGUAAUGGCCGAGAAUAUUGUCAAUUUUCGACCUUGUACACUAUCACCCCCAAACAUAUUUCAUUUAAAAUAAUAAACGAAAUGAACGAAAUAAUAUUAUCAAGAAUAAUGAAUAAUGGCGGGCUGAACUACGUUUGCGUCAACGACUGCGGCACACUAGAUCCGAGCACGAAAAAAGUCAUCAAGCAAGAAAAACCUUACAGUUUCGAUCUUUUCCAAAAUGUCGGACAAAAGAACAAGCGGGAAAACGAAGCGUGGGCGGCAUUUGACAAUUUUGAUACCAACGUUUUUAAUUACGAAAAUGAUUUAGGCCUCCACGGAUACGUCCAGGAAUCCAAGGAGAAACCAAAAGAAAUUAAAUCACAUUGUAAGGAAUUAGUUCAUGAAUAUUUGAAUUAAAAUUUAAGUAUUUU